CUGCCCUUCUGCCCUCCGGGCAGGCCGGAUGGACGGACAAGGGGAGGCCGCGGAAAGGGUCGGGGGCUCCGCUCACCCCUUCCCCCGGUCAUCCAUCCCCUGGUAGCUGCCGGGGGCGGGACAGGGACUCCGCCAAGGGAGGGGGCCUCGGUCUGCGGAGCAGGAGCCCGAUGCUGUGCCGGGGGUCGGCGUCCGGGACUCCCUCGAGCCCGGGCCGGAGGGCCCCGGGGGGGGACACGCCGGUAUAGCAGGGAGCUCGGCACGCUGCCGGGGCGCGGGGGGCGCUGGCCUGGUGUCCCUUCCGGGGGCGGUGCCGCGGGCGGCGGCCCCAGUAGGGCUGCAGGGAAGCGCCCGCCCCUGCCACCCCCGGCGCGGUAAGAUGGCGGCCGCGGCUCAGGCGCUGAGCGGCACCGGGCUGCUCCUGGCCGCCGCCGCCCUCGCCCUCCUGGCCGUGGCUAUCGGCACCGACUCCUGGUACGAGACGGACGCGCGGCGGCACCGCGAGCGCUGCCGCGGCUUCGGCCACAAGCGCAGCGACCCGCCCGGCUCCAUGUCGGCGCCCAGCUCGCACCUGCCGCUCCGCGCCCGGCCCCCGCGGGCGCUCCUGCCCGGGCGGCCCCCGGCCCCCGCCCCAGCCGCCGCCGCUUCCGCCGCGCUGGACUCGCACUGCGGCCGCCGCUUCAACUCCACCGUCUCGGGGCUCUGGAGGCGCUGCCACCGCGCGGGCUACGAGCCGGACAGCGAGGAGCUCAUCCGGAAAGGAGUUAUCCAGCGCUGCACUGCUGUGAAGUACCACUACACCUCCAGCUCUCUGCCUCGCAACUUGCCUGUCAACAUCACAAACACAAUCCGGCAGGAUGAGUGGCAUGCGCUCCAUCUGCGGAGGAUGACAGCUGGCUUCAUUGGCAUGGCAGUCUCCAUCAUCCUGUUUGGGUGGAUCAUUGGUGUGCUGGGCUGCUGCAAACAGCAGGAGCUUAUGCAGUACGUGGCUGGGCUGCUCUUCCUAAUGGGAGGUACAUGCUGUAUCAUCUCACUCUGCACAUGCGUAGCUGGGAUCAAUUUUGAGUUAUCUCGCUAUCCUCGCUACGUUUAUGGGCUGCCAGAGGACAUCAGUCAUGGCUAUGGCUGGUCCAUGUUCUGUGCCUGGGGAGGGCUGGGCCUCACCCUGCUGGCUGGGUUCCUCUGCACAUUGGCCCCAUCACUCAACACUUCCCGAGCAUCCGUACAAAAACCCAGACAAGAAAACGGGGCCGUGUGACCCUGGAGGAAGUGAGGAGAGACUCUGGAAAGUGCAGCCUGGGCAGAGCUGUGGGUUAACACCAGGAAGAGGUGGCAUGUCGGCACGUGGAGAGCAGUGCCAUAGCUGUUGAAACACCAGCCUCUGGGAUGCUGCUACAGCCUCCAGUCGCAGACAUGGACAUUGCAAGUAACUCCAGGUUUGAAUUAUGGGCAACUUGAUCAUUGAUGGUUUAAGGGGGACAGUUCUUUCAAUUUGUUUUUUUUCUGUUUACAAGGGAUUAAGUCCAAGGCUGUGUCUUUUUUUGUGCUGUUUUUUGAACUGUACCUCCAUGGUCCUGUUAUUGUCCAGUUGUAAGGGAUGUUUACGCACCAACUCUAUUGCUGCAGGUCUGUGUAAUUCAGACCCAAAUUAGGGCAAGGAGCUAAGUGAAGUUGGCUUGAACACUUUUGCAACAGGCAUGUCUAGUGUUGGCUCAGGCCAUCCUUUCCCAAAAGAACCUUGAUCUAAGCCGAGGUUUAGGCCAAAGAAUUAGCCCAUUCUUAGUAUUAAUUCAUUUAAAUCAGAAACCUGUGCUAUUCUUUGCUGUGGUAUCAUCUAUUUACUCACUACUAAAGCUGUUUUGAAAAGGAGCCAGCUGUAACUGAGCGGCAAGACUCCAAGAAAACUCUUACUGGCUUUAGGAAAGGAGGGGAAAGUUUUUCUCAGCUUCUUACACAGGUAAGGUUACUUAUUUGGCUAACUAACAUACCCUUUUUUUAAGGGGGAGAUGUAUGCAACAUGCAGCUUAUAACUGUUCCACUAGAGGCCAGGGUAUGUUUCUCAAAAUAUGUCACAGUUUGAGCUGCCAGGAUCAACCUUCACCCUCUAACUAUCUUGUGGGUGCACUCCUGUUCUGUGAAAGGAGAUGAGUAAUUCUCCCCAAGCUCAAGUAACAGUACUGCUAAAAUAGCAGAUGUACAGCCCCCUCUAAUACUAACGUCCAAAGGAACCGCAAUGUACUUUCCUCAGGAACGUGUGGCUUCUGCUCACUUCUCCACUCACCCUUUCUAAUGUCAAAUGCCUCCUGAGCAGUGUGUCAAGAACACGCAUGUUCUGCUGGAACAAGAUCCCCCUCCAAAAUGACACUAAGGACCUUGGUACCAGCAGAAGUACUAGGGCUAACUCAGGAACAUCAGCCAAAGUACUUUGGGGUGCAUUUUUCUUUUGUUCAUUGAUUUUUUUUCCCCCUCACAUCCCUGCCCCUCUCCCAAGCGUCCAAAAACUGCACAGGUAAAGAUGAGAUGGCCAGCAUUUGGAAAUGUUUACAUUGUAUUUAAAAUACAAUACAGUGGCAUGUAAGAUACUUAAUGCUAAAGUCAGUGUAUUUAUGAGAAGUGUAAUUUUUAAAUGGAAGUUGUAAUUCUCAACUGGCAUUAAAAGUACUGAAAGACUUG
Messenger RNA from Pseudopipra pipra, 2673 nucleotides. Its product is annotated as transmembrane protein 178B-like. The record is from RefSeq and is a predicted model, not a curated record. NCBI's taxonomy places the organism in Eukaryota, Metazoa, Chordata, Aves, Passeriformes, Pipridae. The transcript has 4 exons. The coding region runs from base 380 to 1258 and encodes 292 amino acids. Gene Ontology annotation, cellular component: membrane.